Molecule: messenger RNA, 681 nt
Organism: Telopea speciosissima
Lineage: Eukaryota; Viridiplantae; Streptophyta; Magnoliopsida; Proteales; Proteaceae
Product: dirigent protein-like
Exons: 1
Coding region: 31-594 (187 amino acids)
Source: RefSeq, a predicted model, not a curated record
CAUCUCUCUCUCUCUCUCUCUCUCUCUGCAAUGGGUGGCCAAAGACUCACUGCACUCCUCUUCCUUGCCUUUCUCUUCCACUCCCCUUCCUCUGCCAUGCCUGGCAAGAAAACCAAGCAUCACCACCCUUGCAAGAGCUUGGUCCUCUACUUCCAUGACAUCAUUUACAAUGGCAAGAACUCUAAGAAUGCAACGGCGGCGAUCGUGGGAGCACCGGCGUGGGCUAACAAGACCAUUUUGGCCGGACAGAACCAUUUUGGUGACUUGGUCAUAUUUGAUGACCCAAUCACUCUAGACAAUAAUCUUCACUCCAAGCCAGUAGGGCGUGCCCAAGGUUUCUAUCUUUAUGAUAAGAAAGAAAUCUUCACGGCUUGGUUGGGCUUUUCUUUUGUUCUAAAUAGUACUGACCAUAAGGGUACUAUUAAUUUUGCUGGAGCUGAUCCCCUUAUGAACAAAACUAGAGACAUUUCAGUUAUUGGUGGUACUGGUGACUUUUUUAUGACACGUGGAAUUGCGACGGUGAUGACAGAUGCCUUUGAAGGAGAGGUUUAUUUCCGUCUUCGUGUUGAUAUCAAUUUGUACGAGUGUUGGUAACUGUUUUGCAUCUCAAUUAAGGCCGAAGGGCUUGUUAAGAGAUUUCUCUACUUCAUGGGUGAAGGAAAAUUUGAUUCUUAUUAUUUU